AUGAGAAAACAAAGUCCCGCUGCGAGCGGAGGUAGCGGCCACGAGCCAAGUGCCGAGAAUCGCGCGAGCAGCGCCACCGCCGCCGAUGCAGGCAGCCCGCUGCCAAGGCUGGCAUUAUACGUGCGGGUGUGGCUCAUCUUUCUCAAAAAGAGCCUGCCGGGUCUGGUGGCAAGCCUGAUCCUUGCGGUACUGAUCGUCGUCAAGCCCGUGUCCGCUUGGACCGGAGAGUAUAGCUUUUUGAGCUUUCCGUUUCUACAUCUUUUCUUCUACCCAGCACCGGCCACCGUUGGCGCCCAUCUCGAGACGACCAUCCUAGGCGUCAUCGGCGUCUCGAUCGGGCUCGGCAUCUCCUUUCUCGCCGUCGCUGGCGCGGUCUGGCUCGACGAUGAUACGCCAGGUAGCUCCCCGUACCGCACACCCGAGUCGAGGGCUGUAGGCGCAAUUGUCCUCGUCGCACUCACGUUCGUCGGCGCAUACAUCUCCAGCCGGGCGCCGCGUCUAAAGCAGGCGACCAGGAUAUGCCUUUUUGUUGCCGUGUGGGUCUUGACAACGGGCGCAACGGUCGUCCAGGCGUCCAUAUUUCUUUCCUUUCUUUGGCCAGCCGUGUAUGCCGCUUUGGCCAGCUUGUUCGCCAAUGUGCUUGUCUUUCCACGCACCAGCAACCAAGCCAUCGCUCGCUUGCUCAUCCAGCAUGUCGUCACUUUGCAGUCGAUUGUGGACCGCAGUACGCAAGACUUUUUUCAAAGCGCUCACGUACACGCCGCUUCCGCUCCCUUGCAGGAGCUUUGCCGUGACCUGCUUGGUUCUCUGAGGGAGAUGCGGAAACUGUUCCACGAGUCAACGUAUGAGCUGAGCGUGUCCCGAAUGUCUACCCGUGACUGGAAGCCGCUUAUGUCCAACUUUUGGCGCCUCCGAGGCUGGAUCGCUUGCGGCAUGGGCCUCGAAUGGGAAAAGCAAACCGCCCAGCGCGAAACAGAUAGCGCUCCGCACGAGGCAGGCGACGUAAGCGACAAGCAACACUGCCAACACUUCGAAACGACAAUUAAGACGCUUGCGCGACAAAUCGGCGCAUCACUCGAUGUGGUGCGCAUGACGAUCGACCUCACACUUGGCGCCCGCUCGGAACCCUCGGGUACCUCGUCAACGACAGCCCUCCGUGCGACAUUGUUCGCCACUUUGAUGGGCGCGCCCGCUAGCCAAGAAAGUAACGGUCUGGAUCGGAUCGUGCUGCUGCAGCGCAAGCGCCUUCGCACUGCCGUUGAGCAAUUUCGAGACGAGCUCGACAGCGCGCUCGGGCGGUACGAGGCGUUCGCUGAACCCGUGGCGGAGACUGGCCAAGAAGCUGCUCCUAGUACAACCGUGUCCGACCUCUUUGACGCGGAAAUGUACGCCGUCGCCUUUUUGAUGGUGAGCCUUUUGGAGAUUGCCAACGAGUGUACUUCUUUGCUCGUCACGUCGCAGCAGCUGCUCCGCACAUGGCACAUGCACCCUCGCCGCACGGUCCACUCUCCCGCCGUGCACUGGCGAGAGUGGUUUGGAAACGGCCAAGACCAGGCGGGCGACCUCCUCGCCCAGCUCGAAACAGACGAGCUGUUGCUCUCAAAAGUCCCCUCCAAAGAGCAGGACGACGAGCUGGACGCCUUCUUCAGACACCAGCACCACCCUGUGCGAGACAAAGAGGCCCAGCUUGCGCGCGCAGACCUCGACCGCGACGGCCGCAAGCACGUCUGGGCUUCCUGGACUCGGUCGCGGGCGAUGCUCCAUCUUCGCUACCGCUUGUCGCGCGCCCUUGGAGCAGCAGAGCGAAGCCGUCACAUCAAGUACGCUAUCAAGCUGGCCUCCGGGGUCGCUCUUCUCAGUUUGCCGGCUUGGAUGACCGGUCAGAACGGUCGCGAAUGGUUCGACGCGAGUCGCGGACAGUGGCUCGUUAUUUCCUACGUGUGGUGCCUCGAGACCUCGACCGCCGCGACGUUUACCGUCUCGGCGUAUCGAAUGAUCGGCACCGCGUCGGGAGCCAUCUCGGGCGUGAUCAUCUGGGAAAUCAGCCGCGGCAAUCCCUUUGCAAUUGUCGUGCUCGUGUGCAUCGCCGAGCUCUGCUCCGCAUUCUUUCUCCUCUCCACCACCGCCACUGGAAUCGGCGUCGUGUAUGCAGUGACAUACUCGAUCGUUGUCUUCCUUCCCUACCUCGACGAGUCGCACCACGCUAGCAUUGUCUCCCUCGCGUGGACUCGCGGCUACCAGAUCUUUCUCGGCAUCGCGGCGGCUCUCUUGGUCAAUACGCUGGCGUGGCCCUACCACGCUCGAAGUAAGCUCUCGGAGCAGUUUUCACUCGCGACAAUGGAGCUCCAGACGCUCUAUCUCUCCCUCUCGCGCCAGCUCGUGCAAGGCGGGCUCGAGCCCUCGGCCGAGUCGGCGCGUGAGUUUGAGCAGCUCGAGCAAAACCUGCAAUCCCGUUUCACAAAGGGAAGGGCGUUGGUGGGACUCAUCAGCGCCGAAAUAUCUCUGGUCCCCAAACCGUUCCAUUACUAUUCAGAUAUCCUCACGCGCCUCCAGAGCAUCAGCGAUCAGCUAAUGGGCUUGAGGCUCUGCCGCGAGCACGGCAUGCGCUCCGUCCGCCGCGAGGCCAUCCUCAAUGUCCUUGACCUUCGCCGCGACUUUAUCUCAUCGGUCCUCAUUUGCUUUUGGGUGAUUGGGCAGUCGCUCCGGAACCAUACCCCACUCCCGCAGUUCCUGCCCUCCCCACGCGCCGCGCUACAUGACCUCACUGCGGCGCUGCGCGCCCAAAUGCUCGACAAGGACGACGCAGCAACGCAGUCAAGCGGUCUGGCGGCACUGCACCGCGCACACCUUGCGGGGCGCCCAGGAUCAGUCGCAUCCUUUCGGCUGCACCAGCGCGAAAGAUCGAACACGAAACGCCCGCGCACGCUCAGGUCCGCUUUCUUUUUUCUGCUCGCCGAGCAUGCCCUUCUCGCAGAGAUGGUCGAGCAAUGCGAAGCGCUCCUCGAACUCUGUCGCGCGCUGAUGGGCGAAGCAACAUUCAUGGAUACAUCCUUUGUCCCCACUGUCACUCCGAACCAUCUCCUCACCUCGUCCAGCAGCACUAUGCACUCGAUCCAAGCUAGCAUCCUCGCAGACCUCGAGCGGGCGCGCCGUCCGCUCGCUGGAACCCACGCUGGAGAGAUCGCACCACGCCCUGCUCACAUCAUCCCGCAAUCAGCAAGCAAGCAAGCAGACAGCAUGUAGCAUAGCAUAGCGCCACAUAGAUGGUAGUCGGUGGAUUAUCGAUCAACAAUAUAUGAAUGGG
Molecule: messenger RNA, 3304 nt
Organism: Tilletiaria anomala UBC 951
Lineage: Eukaryota; Fungi; Basidiomycota; Exobasidiomycetes; Georgefischeriales; Tilletiariaceae
Exons: 3
Coding region: 1-3243 (1080 amino acids)
Source: RefSeq, a predicted model, not a curated record